AUGAUCCCUCGCGGACUUGUAGGUUUGGGUCUCGAUACGCUCGAUCAAUCCACUCGGGAGAUUCGUGAGGCUCUAUCACUUUAUACCGACCAGGCUGCUCUUCCUUCACUCGUUCACUGCACUCAAGGCAAGGACCGUACAGGUCUUAUUUGCGCGCUUGUGCUUAUGAUUCUUGAUGUUCCUAUCUCGGCCAUUGAGUAUGACUAUGCUCUCAGUGAUGAGGCGCUCAUUUCUGAACGUGAACAGCGCCUCAUUGAGAUUCGUGAAAUCGGAUUGACAGACGAGUGGCUUCACUGUGCGAAUGAUAUGAUUGUUGGCAUUCAAAAACACCUCAACGACAAAUAUGGUGGACUGAAUGCCUACCUAGACGGCAUAGGUUUUGGUGCAGAUGAAAGAGCAAAGAUACGUGAUCUUUUGCUCUAUUAG
Fusarium musae is the source of this 426-nucleotide messenger RNA. RefSeq lists its product as uncharacterized. The record is from RefSeq and is a predicted model, not a curated record. Gene Ontology annotation, molecular function: phosphoprotein phosphatase activity. The transcript is spliced from 2 exons. NCBI's taxonomy places the organism in Eukaryota, Fungi, Ascomycota, Sordariomycetes, Hypocreales, Nectriaceae. The coding region runs from base 1 to 426 and encodes 141 amino acids. Gene Ontology annotation, biological process: dephosphorylation.